GACCUAAAAAGGCGAAGCAGAAUACCACUCGUGCUAUGGGCGCUAAAAAUAAACUCCCCAAACCGCUCAGGGAUAAGGUUGCAUUUGGGCCCUCCCUCUGUGGCCUAUGCUUUCUGAACAGCACCCAAGAACAAUCUAAUGUGCAACGUAGGGUUUGGAUAACUGAUUUAGUGGCUGCUCUCCAUUUUUUUUUUUACCCCUUUGGUGCAUGUACCAGUGGCUCAGAAGGGUCUGGGCCCCAAGAAGGUUUUACGGUUUUACAUAUUUUUGAAAUUAAUUGGAUCACUCGACAUGACAGGCUUCAACGUCUGAGGCCUUACAAGAGGUCCGGGUCUUGGCAGGAACACUACUUUCUCAUUGGGACGCUAAUAGAAGAGACAGUUCUCACUUUCCUUUGGAAAACUACUUCUGAUUACCUCUUAAGAUUAGGAUUUCACCAUAUCACGGCAGAUAUGGAAGCACGGACCUCUACCACCACCACCACUGUCCUUGAGAGCAAAGGAGGUGAGUCAAGUGCUCCAGCUACACGAGUGUCCAAACGCACCAUGAUGGAUGAUCUCUACACCACCUUCAGCUCCCCCGUGGCCUGGGUACUGGUCCUGGCCCUCAUCAUUACCUGGUCUGCAGUUGCCAUCAUUGUUUUUGACCUUGUGGACACUAAGAGCCUGGAAGCCCAUACAUUAUACUGUGACGACCCCUGUUUGCCACCUGGACCUCAGGCGGCGCGUGCCAGGAAAGCCUUCAAGGAGGCAGGCGGCCUUAGAGGAGGUAUUCAGCACAUGAGCAGAGAACCUAUGAAGGCAGUGCAUGGAGCCAUGGAUGAAUCCAACAGCUGGAUGAAUGCGAUCUUGACCUUUAUGACUAAUUUGGUAACACCGGAGGAGGAGGAAGAAGAAGUGGAAUGGCAAGCAGUGAAGAAGAAAGGAGAAUUCCUACCAACAAGAAAAAAAGUUGCAGCGCUGCAGGCAAAAGAAAUCAUUCAGAAGGAGGAAGACGAGAAGAAGCUGAAGGAAGAGGAGGAUGAAGAACAGGAGGAGGAAGAUGAGGAACCUUCUGCAGUGAAGGAGACAGGGGAGAAAAGAGAAAAGGAUGAAGAUGAAGAAGAUGAGGAAGACGAGGAGGCUGAUGCAAAGGCUGACAGAGUUGAGGAUGAGCAUCAAGUCAAGGCAGAAAAAGAGAAAGAAGAGAAAAAAGCAAAGCCUACCAAAAAGCCUGAGGUAGACGCAAAAGAAAAGAAGAAGAAAAAUGAAGAAAAAGAGGUAGAUGAGGAUGAGGAAGAAAAGCUAAAGCCUGAAGCAGGUGUAGAAAGGAAGGAAAAGAAAGAAAAGGAGAAAGCGGAGAAGGAAAAGAAAGAAAAGGAGAAAGCGGAGAAGGAAAAGAAAGAAAAGGAGAAAGGGGAGAAGGAAAAGAAAGAAAAGGUGAAAGGGGGGAAGGAAAAGAAAGAAAAGGAGAAAGAGGAGAAGGAAAAGAAAGAAAAAGAGGCAGAGGAGGGGGAGGAAAAGCCUGAAAUAGAUGCAGUGAAAAAGGAAAAGAAAGAAAAGAUGAAAGGGGACAAGGAAAAGAAAGAAAAGGAGAAGGAGAAGAAAGAAAAAGAGGCAGAGGUGGAGAAGGAAGAGGAAAAGCCUGAUGUAGUUGCAGUGAAGAAGGAAAAGAAAGAAAAGGAGAAAGAGGAGAAGGAGAAGAAAGAAAAAGAGGUAGACAUGGAGGUAAAGGAGGAGGAGGAAAAGCCUGAUAUAGUUGCAGUGAAGAAGAAACAGAAAGAGGGAGCCGACAAAACAAAAGAGGAAAAAACGGCUGCUUUUAAGGAAGAUGCUGAAGAACAGAGAGCAGCAGCAGACCAAACAGACGCAGCAACAGAAAUAGAUGCUGAUGAAGAUGUUGGAGAGGAGGAUAAGGACGCUGACAAGAUCUCUGAAUUUGAAGAAGAGAAAAAAGCAGCAACAGAGCCUGUUGAUGUGGCAACAAAACAAGAAGCAGCAGAACCUGCUGAUGAAGAUGAAGAAGAAAAAGAGGCAGGCAAGGAAGAGGAAGUCGUCACUGAUGAUGUUGCUACCUCUGAAGAAAGUAAAGAUGAUAGUGAUGAUGAUGAAGAAGAAGAAGCACUUACAGUUCCAACAGCUGACAAAAAAGAUGAUGGGGAUGAAAAACCUGCUAAAGUCAUUGAUGACAAAAUAGCUCAUGAAAAAGAUGAGAAACAUGAGGAAGAUCUCAAAGACACAGCUAAAGUGGACACUGCAGAAGAGAGCGAUGACGACCAAAAAGACAAAGAUGACCAAAUUGAAGACGAGGUGGAGGAAGAUGCUCUGAAGGCUGAGCAGGAAACCAGAGAUGAUACAACACUCAUUGCUUCUGCAACACUACAAACUGACACCAAAAAACUAGAGGACGAGGCAGUGAAGGAGGCUGAAGUGGAAAAAAAGGAGGAUGUAAAAGCUGACGAUGAGGAAACAUCAAAACCAGUGACUAAAGAUGAACCCAAAACGGAGGCACGAGAGGAAAAAGAAGAAGAAACCGAAAGACUAAAAAAGGCAGAAGCUGAGAAAGAAGAUAAACAAAAAGAAUCCACAACCUGUGUGUGUAUGCAGCCGGAACAACCCAUAGUGCCUCAAAUACAAGAUAAGCCCGAGGAGGAAAAAGAGGAAGUAAAAAAGGAGCCAGAACAAAAAACUGAUCAAGCUGUGAAGCAGAUGGUGGAUUCUGAGUUACCGCAAAAAAAAGAAAGUGUUGACGUCGUGGUCCCACUGCAGGAUCUCCCAGCAUGUCGCCCAACACCGGUGUACUGCCCAGCUCCGCCCGGCUGGUACGUGCAUCACAUAGUCACAGAUAGUCCAUUACCACCGACGCCUGUGCGAGAGGCUCAAUUUGCUGCAAUAGCAACUCAUGCAGUCACGCUUCAAAGACAAGAUGCUGACCAAGAGAAACCGAAGCAAGCAAGAAAAAAGAAAGAGCCUCCUGUUAAGAAGAGAAAAGUAAUGCCUACGAAGAAAGCUACUGUCUCAAAAGUAUUGAAAACAAAGGCACCUGAGGAGAAAGUAAAAAUUCAGAAAAGGAAAGGUCGUGUGACUCCCAGAGAGAAGCUCAGACUGAUCCCCCAUAGGCGAGAAGUCCCAAAGCUGACCAAACCCAUCAGAUCAGCCGGACCUGUAAAAAGGAAGGCCAAAGUUGUGGAGAAAGGAAAAGAAGAGAGGAAAGGAGUCAAGGAUGUGAAGCCUACAGUUGACGAAAAAACCAAAAGCAAGCCAACGAAAGCAAAACGAGCUGCACUUCCAGCAAAAGUGGCUAGAAUCAUGGCUGUAAAAGGUAAAAAAGACAGAAGAGCUGCCAAACCAGGUCACAAGGAGAUAAAAUCUACCAUCAAAUCAACUCCAGAAGAAACAGAAGUUACCAACAAACCUGCUCCAGAAGAGAAAGGAGCUGAUUCAGAAGAAAAAACAGCUGGUCCACCCGCACCAACAAAAGAAUCCAAAGUUGAAGAAAAUAUUACAGAAGGGAAGAAGCCAGGCAAGAUCCCAUACUUCCAGUGUGUGCUAGUGGGUGGAAAAGCCAGCCAAUAUCCAUUACGUCCAUUAUCUCCUGCUACGACUCCUGCUAUUAACCCGGCCAUGAUGAGAGCCAUGAUGGAGCAGAGAGCCAGCGUGCUAGAGCAGAAAGCCCGGCCAGCAGGGCAGUAACUCAGAAAAGCAGAAUUUUGUGAAAUUCUAAGUUGAUGCUGAUGCUCUCACACUGCUGCUAGUCUCUUUAUCAAACUCUGAUGUAAGACUAAACACCUGAGAGACUUUUUUUUUCUUCUUUUAAUUCUUGUCUUAUGGGUUUUAAAGCCAAUAAACUAUUCCUUUAUAAAUGGCCAUAACAGUUAAUCCAUGGACAUCGGUAAAGAAAUGAUUAAUGACAAAGCCGGUGCAGUGUUUACAUGACAGUAUAGUACACGAAAACACUCAUGCACUUAGAAUUACACGACAUGUCAUAUACAUAUUUCAUAUAAUGUUUAACGGUAAUAUUUUUCAGUAACAUUCAGGGCUGAGUUCCCAGAAAGCAUCACAACUGAAUGGUAGAGCGAGCAUCACGACGAACUCUCGUUUAAUCGACCAGUUAAAAUGAUCUUAAAUUUACAAUGCUUUUGGGAAACUGCCUCCAGAUCUGUUUACAUUUGAAGAAACCUCGUUUGAAGAGUCAACAUCAGACUCUAUUAGAGAGGAUUACAUUUAGACUUGAAAAUGUACAACUCAACUAUAUGCUCUAUGAAUAUUUAUUUACUUAUUUACCUAGGCAUUUACAGUAAUGCAUUAGAGAGGCAUAAUAAAUGUGUUAUUGCUUUGCCUGAUAUCCCCAUAUCUGUAUAAAGUGGAGAUUUUAUCUCUUGCCACAGGCCGUUUCCUUUAUGUCACUGUAAUAUGAUCAGGUAAAGAGUUCCUGUAACAUUUAUCACACUUCACAAUAUUACCGGAGAUAAUAUUUAUGAAAAUAAAUAUAGGCCAGACGAAAUCCUGAGUAAAAUCAGUUGGGUUUUAGCCUGGUUAAAGGUCUUCAGUAGUUCUUCAGAUAUUCUUCAGUUAUUCAUCUUAAUACAUAUUGCGCAAUAACUACAGUAAAUUAAUCAGUAAAGUACUGUAAAUUAAACUAUGUUCAAAGUAAUAGCAAAACUGCGUAGUAACAAGAGUGAAGAUUAUAAGUCCGAUUGAGUCUAAAGAACAUGUAGAGGAUAUACAGAAUGUGCCUGUGUUAAACAUAUAUUGUAUUUUAUUUGUUGAUAAUUUGGUAACGCUUCCUACGUGAAGCCAUUUAUGUGUUACAUAGCAUCCGUGACAUUCGUUAUGGAUGUAUACUUAGCAGAUGAUGCAGUCUGACUGCUCGUCUUCUCUGCAGUCACGUGGGAUCGUCACGUGGUAACGCGGUGCAGUAAUGUGAGCAUUUUCAAAACGUGGAAAGUCUCUGUAUUCGCAGUAUCUUAAAGCAUUUACAGUGUAAUACUAUCCGCAUUUUGAAAAUACCUGUGCUACUGUAGCAUGUUAGCGUGCGACGUGACUCGGAAGCCCAUUUUUGUUUGUGGACAAGAAAAGACGUUUCAUGAGUCUAAUCACAUGUUGUUAAAAACACAAACCUUACGUAUGAAGUGGUCAAUAUGUAAAGAAAAAGACACAAAAUUAUUUAUUAAAUAUCAAUCAUAUUCAAAUAGCAUAUCGGUAUAGG
This is a messenger RNA of Ictalurus furcatus (blue catfish), 5187 nucleotides long. RefSeq names its product triadin (gene trdn). NCBI's taxonomy places the organism in Eukaryota, Metazoa, Chordata, Actinopteri, Siluriformes, Ictaluridae. Gene Ontology annotation, cellular component: sarcoplasmic reticulum; membrane. The transcript has 30 exons. The record is from RefSeq and is a predicted model, not a curated record. Gene Ontology annotation, molecular function: signaling receptor binding. Bases 36 to 3671 code for a protein of 1211 amino acids.